UUUGCAACCACUGGAAACGAAGCGUUUAGAUUUAGAACAUCAGAAGAACAUGCAUCUUCGUGAAUCUUACUUCUUCUGUCAUCAUCUUCCUUUCCCAUCGUGUUAGGGUUUGCAGAGAUUCAAUUUCUCCCCAUUUCGUCACCGACCACGAACGAGGUACGCUAAUUCGUUAAGGGAACUGAAUCUAUAGGUGCAUUUGAAUUCCAGUAGCUUGAGCAUGUAAUAAAGAGAAAAUGGAGGCCGAGGUGCAAAACAUGCUUAAUUCAAAUCCUCAACUAGUUCCAGAGACUGAUGUUUCAGCUCAAAAUGGGGAUCCGGGUGUUUCCUCAUCUGAUGCUAAUGCUAUCAUGCCUGAGAUGCCUGCUCCAAAAAAACCGACGAGGCAGUGGGCUGCUUGGACUCGUCAAGAGGAGGAAAGCUUCUUCACCGCAUUACGACAAGUUGGGAAAAAUUUUGAGAAAAUCACUUCCCGUGUACGAAGUAAAAACAAGAAUCAGGUCAGGUAUUAUUAUUACCGGCUUGUGAGACGCAUGAACAAACUUCUUGGUCCAGGAUUAUCUUUGGAUGCCAAAAACUCCAAAGAUACUAAUACUGCAAUGCUUCGCUGGUGGUCGUUAUUAGAAAAGUAUAGCUGCAAAGCCUCAAAGCUUCACCUAAAGCCCCGAAGGUUUAAAAUAUUUUUAGAAGCCUUGGAGCACCAACUUUUGAAGGACCGGAAGAAGAAUGUAAGGAAGCGAUCCUUGCAGGGGGGAAGCUGUCUUCCUCCUACUCCUAGCACAGUCUCAAACCAACAUAGAUCAUUGGGAAAUGAUGACCUAGCAGAUGAUCUAGUUCUUGAUGAUAGUCAAAAUAAUAUAAAAGUAGGACCUUCAAAACCAUCACUGAAGCGCAAUGUAAACAUGGGUGUUAGCCGUAGUAACACUAAGGGAGAUUCGAAUACCAUGAAACCUACAAGGCAACGAAAGAAAUCUGGUAUGAACACAACAGCUGCAUAUAAAAAAUGGGAGAAGGCUGCAAUUGCCGGUGUUUCUUUAGUUGCUGAUGCUGCUGAGCAUUUGGAGCGAGCUGCUACUGUUAAAGAGGUUGAACAUGACCAGGAGAAUCCAGGAGAAAAAUGUGCUGAUCCUGUUGAACAUGUCCUGCCGUUACCCACAUUUCCACAAAAUCACUCUGUUGAUAACAACAUGCCAAACAGUAUGAAACUUAAGCUCCAGUUAUUCCCAAUUGAUGAACCUACCCGAAGAGCCUUGGAAAUGGAUAAGCAUAAUCCAUACUUGGAGCUUACACUUAGUACACGAAAGAAGAUAUCAUCGAUUUUGGAACAUCUAAUCCGUAAAUGGGGCAGUUCAAGCAUAGCAAUUGGGGAGUUAAUGCUUUUUCCGUAUGGCAUUCAAAAGGAAAACUUGGUUAACUAUCAGAGAUGGACCCAGGAAUGUACUCUUACUGCAGCAGAUAUACAUGCAAUGGUUGGAAGUCCGCCCAUAGUCCGUUUAAGGUAUGGUUGGUUCUCCAAUACCGAGCUUGUGGCAUUAAAUAUGCAAGUGCCUGUAGUAUCCGACUGCAUGCCUAAACAAUCCAAAGUUGGUGUGGACAAUACAAAUGAUCAGGUUAUGAAAUUGACAUCACGUCCUACGCCAUCAACUGAUAAUCAUUCCAUGGAGCUCUCUGAAGAUUGUGGAACAUCCUUGAACAGAAACUGUGCUCUUACCACUACUUCAACUGAUCUGCCUAAUGCUAGAGAUGAUAGUGUUUACCUGAAUACAAGCUCUGAGGAACCUUGUGAACCUACGGACAAUAUAUCAUGGCAUGGAAAAGAUGUUGGGGAUGGAACUGUGACUAGACAGUUAGAAGACAUGGAUGAGUUGAAAUUAAGCAGUGGAGCAGGGCUGUCAGCUGGUGCGUGGGCUGACAGCCUUACCAACAUUAGUGUGGGGGACCUGCUUUCAGGGGUAUCCCAGGACUGCCAUGAUCCUCCUGUUGCUGAGAAUUGUCACAGUGUUCAGCAAAUUCCUUUUACUUGUGAUUCUUUUGAUGCUGCUAUUGCUGCUCACAUAUCUAGACACCAAGAUAAGAUUGGACAGCCAGCUAUGACAUCUCAUAUGUCUUCCAUCUGGGAUGCUGAAGAAACAUGUGAUGCUUUCUCAUUUAGAAAGGUUCAUAGUUUUCAUGAAAAUGGUCCUUGUUUAUCUCCCGUUAAUUUAGAGUCUGAGAAAAAAGAUCCUGGAAGCUAUGAGAAGUUGGAUAAGCUGUCACCUGAAAAAGAGAGGCUUGUGGAUGAUCAAACAGACUCUACGCCUAUGGACAGUUCUGAGUCUGAUGCAGAUAUCCAGGAUCAUUUAGCGAAGGAAUUUAGCGGGAUAGCAGAUAUGUAUUGGCCUGAUUCUUUGGGACCGUUGGAUUUGGAUGUACCAACAACUAAGUACCACAGUGAAGAUCUACUUUUAAGUGAUAGUCUCAGUGGACUGAACCGCUUGAUAGCCAGCAGCCUGGAUGCGUUCCAAAACUGCUCCUUUUUUGGGGUUGACAAGAAGGAAGCACCAUCAACAGUUGAGGUUCAAGAAACUGCCACUCUUUCAGAGUUUAAAAUUGGAAGUGGUACUUGAUACUCAACAUGAUCUGACCUUCUCUGAUUUUCCCAUGAACUUUUCUGGUUCAAGUUUGCUAAGAAUAACUUUUUUCCUUGAACUAACUUGAGGUGUGCAUGCUGAUGAAUUGGUUUGAGCCACUUCAACUCUUCCUGUAUAUGUUUAUCUAAUUUGGGUCUCUUCCCUGUUUGUACAAAAAAAUGUCAUGGAAGGAUUGUAUUGUAUCAGUCUCGUUUGGUUCUGUCAGCUUCUGUAUAAAAUAUCCUCUUUUUUUUUGUAA
Molecule: messenger RNA, 2865 nt
Organism: Lotus japonicus
Lineage: Eukaryota; Viridiplantae; Streptophyta; Magnoliopsida; Fabales; Fabaceae
Product: TSL-kinase interacting protein 1
Exons: 14
Coding region: 234-2603 (789 amino acids)
Biological process (GO): pattern specification process
Cellular component (GO): nucleus
Molecular function (GO): chromatin binding
Source: RefSeq, a predicted model, not a curated record